Cricetulus griseus (Chinese hamster) is the source of this 2898-nucleotide messenger RNA. The record is from RefSeq and is a predicted model, not a curated record. Lineage: Eukaryota; Metazoa; Chordata; Mammalia; Rodentia; Cricetidae.
ACACUGCCAUUCUCACUGGAAAGCCCGUCUCAGUGCCUGUCAAGGUUGUGGGGGUUCAAGAAGAUGGAUCUGUGGUGGAUGUGUUGGAGUCUGUGGAAUGCAGGUCGGCUGAUGAAGAUGUUGUGAAGGUCUCCAACACCUGUGACUCCAUCUUUGUGAAUGGGAAGGAGAUGAAGAGCAAAGUGGGCACGAUCGUGAAUUUCACCCAUCAGCACUUCACCUCCCAGGUGGAGGUCACCGUCUGGGUGCCCCGCCUGCCGCUGCAGAUAGAGAUCUCAGACACAGAGCUGAGCCAGAUCAAGGGCUGGAGGAUCCCGGUGGCCUCCAACAGGAGGCCCACCCGGGAGAGUGAUGAUGAGGAAGACGAGGAGAAGAAAGGGCGAGGGUGCACCCUCCAGUACCAGCAUGCCCUGGUGCGAGUCCUCACCCAGUUUGUAACUGAGUCACCUGACUUGGGUCAGCUGACCUACAUGCUGGGCCCUGACUGGCAGUUUGACAUCACAAACCUUGUAACCGAGUUUGUGAAGGUGGAGGAACCGAAAAUUGCCCAAUUACAGGAUGGCAGGAUCCUGGCAGGGCGAGAACCGGGCAUCACUACCGUGCAGGUCCUCUCGCCUCUCUCUGACUCCAUCCUGGCUGAGAAGACAGUUAUUGUCCUGGAUGACCGUGUCACCAUCACAGAGCUGGGUGUGCAACUAGUGGCUGGCCUGUCCCUUUCCCUGCAGCCUCAUAAGGCAGACAAGAGGGCCAUCAUCUCUACAGUGGCGGCUCAGGAUGUUCUCCAAGCCCCGCAGCAGGAAGCCAUAGUCAGUUCCUGGAUUUUGUUCAGUGACGGCUCAGUAACACCUUUAGAUAUUUAUGAUCCCAAGGAUUUCUCAGUGUCCGUUUCCUCCUUGGAUGAAAUGGUGGUAUCCGUACAGCCAAACCUUCAGACCAGAUGGCCAAUCGUAGUUGCGGAGGGCGAAGGACAGGGGCCCCUGAUCAAGCUUGAAAUGUCCAUCAGUGAAUCUUGUCAGAAGAACAAGAGGAAGAGUACUCUUGCCGUGGGUAAAGGAAGCGUCAAGGUCAGGUUUGAACCUGGGAUGCAUGAGCAGCAAGGAGGCAGCAAUGACAUCGAGGGCAUAAACCGGGAAUACAAAGGCCACCUCAGCAAUUCCAUAGAGCGUGAGGGAAGCCAGGAGCGGGCGGCCCAGGAGUGGUUCCAUGGUGUACCAGUUGGCCAUGAGGAUAGGACCAACAAAAGCACAACCCCACAGUCUCCCAUGGGAGGAAAGCUGCUCAAAGGCGGGGCAGAUGCCUUCACAAGCUUCCCCACUCAAGGGAAGUUACCAGAAUCCAAUAACCCCGGUGACCUCACGAUGACCUCCAGGGGCUUAACAGAUCUGGAGAUUGGUAUGUACGCUCUGCUCUGUGUAUUCUGUCUGGCUAUCUUGGUCUUCCUGAUCAACUGCGUGGCAUUUGCUUGGAAGUAUAGACACAAAAGGUUUGCAGUGAGUGAGCAGGGCAACAUCCCCCAUUCCCACGACUGGGUCUGGCUUGGGAAUGAGGUAGAACUUCUGGAGAACCCCGUGGACAUCACUCUCCCCUCAGAGGAGUGCACAACCAUGAUUGACAGGGGUCUGCAGUUCGAGGAGAGGAACUUCCUGCUGAAUGGCAGUUCCCAGAAGACUUUCCAUAGUCAGCUGCUCAGACCUCCUGACUAUGUGUAUGAGAAAGAGCUGAAAAACGAACCCAUGGGUUCCUCCGGCCCAAAGAGGAAGAGAGUCAAGUUUACUUCCUACACCACCAUCCUCCCUGAGGAUGGGGGCCCAUACACCAACUCCAUCCUGUUUGACAGUGAUGACAGCAUCAAGUGGGUCUGCCAAGAUAUGGGGCUGGGGGACUCGCAGGACUUCAGAGACUAUAUGGAAAGACUCCAGGACCAGAUGUGAAGUCCUUUCUUAAGUUCGUAUUCACCUUUAUGCCUUCUGUUUUCUGAACGGUGGAGCAGUGGGUCUGAUCAGCAAUAGGGGGUGACUCAACAAAGUGUCAGGGUGGGGGGUCUGGAGGGAUCCCUCUCUAAGUGGGUACCAGCAGUCUAGAGAGCUGGGGCUCUAGCUAGGCAAUGUCUCUAACACAGUGGCUCCCAGGGAUGGGAGACAUGCAGAGGCCAGCAGCCAGCAGUAGACACGACUCCACAGACACUGUUGGUCACCUCAUGACCAAUGGCCGUGUGUAAUAAGGAACAUUCUGGAUGGAUGGUGGUUUUUUUCUAUUCCUAGCCCUUUUAAAGCACAGUGAACACUCAUCGCACGUGGCCUGAGUUCGGAUCUCUGUGGCAGAAGAUGACUGAAUGUAGCUUUCUUAGUUGUUGGGAGUGAGGCUCAUUAUUUUUAUAUACAUUUGGACUUGCACCUGUUCUUUUGACCUUGCAUUUUUUGAGGGGGAGGGGUUGUUUCAGAAAUAUACAAAGAAGAAUUAUGUUUGAUGUUCCUAUGAGUUUUAUUCAAUGGGGCUCAUCAUGUCCUGCUGGUUCUAGGUCUCCACACGGGAUGUUAUUUUUUUUUUUUUAAACUUUGUUGCUGGGGACAGUGUUUAAGCAACAUAUUAUCAUGCUCUGUCUCCUUCUUCUUGACAUUGGACUUUCUUAUCUAUUUCAGUGACAGAUGUAUUACUGAAGACCCAGAAGAGAGAGCUUUUUCUUUCCCUUUUUCUUUUAAAAACCAUUUUCCAUAUGACGUUUAACAAAUUUGGAGAAAAGUUGUGUCACAAACAUCUGUUUUCAUUGUCUGCUUGUUAUUUAUCUGUGGAUCUCCUGGGGGUACAGUUCUGAGGGUAGAGACUCCAACAUCACAGUAUGGAAACAAGUCCUUUGUGCUCAACACAGUGUGUUAUUCAAACUAAAAUAAAAAGCAGGAU